AUGGACACAAUGCCUGAAAAGAAACGAUCGCGAGACGACAUGAUUGAUGAGACCAAAGAAACGGGAGAGUCCAUGGACAUUGACUUUUCGGACGGAGGAGCCCGUCGCGAUUUGAUGACGCUGCUGUCUCGAGCAUCUCCAUUUGGAAAUGAAAAUGGGGAGCUUCCCAUUGGCGAAUUUGAACCACUGUCGAAGAUUGGCAGCAAUGUGGUGGCUUCGGAUCUCGCCGAGUCCCCUUUGAGCAAGGCCAAAGUGCUGGUUGUGGGGGCGGGAGGUCUUGGUUGUGAGCUGUUGAAGAACCUGGCACUGUCAGGGAUUUCCAAUAUUCACGUCAUUGAUCUGGACAACAUUGACAUUACGAACUUGAAUCGACAAUUUCUGUUUCGCAUGAAAGAUGUGGGCAAAAGCAAGGCGGAAGUCGCUGCCAACUUUAUCAAUACGCGUUGUCCUUGGAUGAAGGUGACUCCCUAUCACGGGAAAAUUCAAGACAAGGGCCCGUCGUUCUAUGCAUCAUUCAAUUGUAUCAUAUCUGGACUCGACAAUAUCGAAGCUCGGCGGUGGUUGAAUGCGACCGUCUGUGGCUUGGUGGAACUAGACAGUGACGGGGAUCCGGAUCCAUCCACGAUAAUUCCGAUUGUGGACGGUGGAACGGAAGGUUUCAAUGGACAGGCUCGUAUUAUCAUACCGCGAAUUAGCAGUUGCUUUGAAUGCUCUCUAAGUGCUUUCCCCCCGCAAACGUCGUUUCCACUCUGUACCAUUGCCGAGACCCCCCGUCGUCCAGAACAUUGUAUCGCUUACGCAUUUAUCCUGCAAUGGCCCAAGGAAUUCCCCGAUAAGAAGCUAGACAAGGACUCCCCAGAAGACAUGCAGUGGGUUUACGAGUGUGCAGCAGAACGCGCCAAAAAGUACAAUAUCGAAGGGGUGACGCUCAUGAUGACAAUGGGAGUGGUCAAAAACAUCAUCCCAGCAGUAGCCAGCACCAACGCCAUUGUCUCGGCCGCCUGCACCAACGAAGUUGUAAAGCUACUCUCUUUUUGCUCGCAGACUCUCAACAGCUACAUGAUGUACAUGGGAACCCAGAGUGUCUACAGCCAUACUUUUAUAUACGAAAAGCUCGAGGCGUGCCCCGUUUGUUCGUCCCAAGUGCAGAAGCUUACGGUGUCCAAGAGCAUGACCGUGAACGGAUUGAUUCAACAACUCUGCUCGGGUGACCUGCGAUUGAAGGCACCUUCCAUGACAAGCGCCGGUGGCAGCACAAUCUACAUGCAAAAACCGCCUGCACUGGAGAAGGCCACGCGACCCAACUUGGACAAGCCUCUCUCAGCCUUGAUUGAAAGUGGAGAGGAGCUGACUGUCACCGACCCUGUGCUGGAACAUGUGUCUGUGACGGUUCGUGUCACCUUUGAGUAA
This is a messenger RNA of Seminavis robusta, 1410 nucleotides long. NCBI's taxonomy places the organism in Eukaryota, Bacillariophyta, Bacillariophyceae, Naviculales, Naviculaceae. The record is from the annotation of a GenBank genome assembly.